Lotus japonicus is the source of this 1191-nucleotide messenger RNA. Its product is annotated as rho GDP-dissociation inhibitor 1. The record is from RefSeq and is a predicted model, not a curated record. Gene Ontology annotation, molecular function: protein binding; Rho GDP-dissociation inhibitor activity. The transcript is spliced from 5 exons. Gene Ontology annotation, cellular component: cytosol; cytoplasm; membrane. Gene Ontology annotation, biological process: Rho protein signal transduction. Lineage: Eukaryota; Viridiplantae; Streptophyta; Magnoliopsida; Fabales; Fabaceae. Bases 245 to 925 code for a protein of 226 amino acids.
UCCUGUCUUUUUUUUUGCUUCUGGUUAUUCAUCAUUGUUGGGUUUUGUGAGACACAAUCUGUUAUUGCUUUUUUAGGUUUCACUAAUAACCCUUCAAAAGGUUUUUGCAUUGUUGUCUUUCUGUUGGGGGGUUUCUUUCUUUUGGUGCAUUUGAUCACCAUUGUUGUUAUUAUUCCCUGUGAGUGUUAAUUACAUGAGUUAAACACCUUGUCUGUCAAUUGGAGCUGUUUCAAGUUCCAAGAAGAUGGGGUUUGAUGAUGAAAAGAAGGCAGGGGAAGAAAAUGAAGAACAUCAUCAUCGUAGAAGUGAAUCUGAGCCACCUUUGAGCAGGCAUGCGAGUGAGUCUUCAAUCUAUGCAACUGAGGAUGAUGAUGAUGAAGUUGCAUCUAGAAUACAACUGGGUCCUCAGUGCACCCUUAAAGAACACCUUGAGAAAGAUAAGGAUGAUGAGAGUUUAAGGAGAUGGAAAGAACAACUCCUUGGGAGUGUGGAUGUAAACAAUGUUGCAGAAACGCUAGAUCCUGAAGUGAAAAUUACUAGCUUAUCUAUCAUCUCUCCUGAUAGAGGUGACAUUGUUCUUCCUGUUCCUGAAAGUGGAAACCCAAAGGGUUUAUGGUUCACUCUUAAAGAAGGCAGCCAUUACUGUUUGAAAUUCACCUUUGUAGUGAGUAAUAAUAUUGUCUCAGGCUUGAAAUACACCAAUACUGUUUGGAAGACCGGUGUUAAGGUGGACAGCUCAAAAGAGAUGCUUGGAACUUUCAGCCCUCAGACAGAGCCUUACACACAUGAGAUGGCAGAAGAAACCACGCCCUCUGGGAUAUUUGCAAGAGGAGCAUACUCUGCAAGAUCAAAGUUUCUUGAUGAUGACAACAAAUGCUACUUGGAGAUCAACUAUACUUUUGAUAUCAGGAAGGAUUGGGCUUGAACAUUGAUUGCAAUCUUCUCUUCCCAACCUGCAAUUGCUGUAGUAACUCUCCUUCAUUUAGUCAAAUACAUGUUAAUUUCUAUUUGAUGAUUUAAGAAAUCCAAAUGUCCUUGAUACUAAAUUCCUGCUUGUACCGUCAAAAAAAAAAUCCUGCUUGUACCAUUUUAUUUUAUUUUUUUACUAGAAGAGACAAACUCACACAGGACUAUUUAUUUAGUACUUUUAUCCAUAAAAUUACCAUUAGUAGUUACUUUUUCAGAUGCUUU